Messenger RNA from Opisthocomus hoazin, 1251 nucleotides. The record is from RefSeq and is a predicted model, not a curated record. NCBI's taxonomy places the organism in Eukaryota, Metazoa, Chordata, Aves, Opisthocomiformes, Opisthocomidae.
AUGCCAAAUAAGAAGACUGCUGGAAAAAGAGCCCCUGCAAAACGGAAACUUGCUGAAGUGUUUGCUCUGGGGGAGGUUCUAGCAGAUACAUCAAGAAAAGAAUGGAAAUUAGGUGUCCCUAUAGGACAAGGAGGCUUUGGACGCCUGUACCUUGCUGAUGUUAGUUCUUCAAAGUCGGUUGGCAGUGAUGCACCUUAUGUGGCGAAAGUGGAACCCAGCCAGAAUGGACCUCUUUUUACUGAGUUAAAGUUCUACAUGCGAGCUGCUAAGCCAGAUGAAAUUCAGAAGUGGACUAAGUCCCAUAAACUGAAAUAUUUAGGUGUACCAAGAUACUGGGGUUCUGGCUUGCAUGAAAAGAAUGGAAACAGUUAUCGAUUUAUGAUAAUGGACCGAUUUGGCAGAGAUCUUCAGAAGAUGUAUGAAGAGAAUGCAAAGCAAAUUCCCCGUAAAACUGUACUACAAUUAGGCCUGAGAAUACUUGAUAUUCUGGAAUACGUCCAUGAGCAUGAAUAUGUGCAUGGAGACAUCAAGGCCGCAAACCUUCUUCUGAGUUACAAGAACCCUAAUCAGGUGUACUUGGUGGAUUAUGGACUUGCCUACCGAUACUGUCCUGAAGGAGUUCACAAAGCAUAUAAAGAAGAUCCUAAAAGGUGUCAUGAUGGAACUAUUGAAUAUACCAGUAUUGAUGCACACAAGGGUGUGGCACCAUCGAGACGUGGUGAUCUGGAGAUCUUGGGUUACUGUAUGGUUCAUUGGCUUAGUGGCCAUCUGCCAUGGGAGGAUAAUUUGAAAGACCCAGAUUUUGUCAGAGACUCAAAAAUCAGGUGUAGAGAUAAUAUUUCAGUUUUGAUGGACAAAUGCUUUCCUGGGAAAAAUAAACCAGAUGAAAUAGCCAAAUUUAUGGAAAAAGUGAAGCUACUGAGCUAUGAAGAGAAACCUGUUUAUCAGCAUUUCCGAGAAGUACUUCUGCAAGGUCUUAAGGCCAUUGGGCAAAAAGAUGAUGGAGUACUUGACUUUGGCUUGUCAGAGAAUGGAGACUUGCAGACACAUCCUAUGCAAAAGAAAAAAAGAAAGGCAGCAGCUGCAUCCAGUGAGAGGACUGAAGCAGAAAUGGAGGAUACAGAAAGUCCAGAAAAAAAGAAACGUACUUCUAGUAAGCCAAAAUAUUAUGCAGUAGCUACCAGAACCCGGAAGAUGACCUCGCCAAAACCCAAGAAAGGCACAGCAACCAGAAAGAGAGUCCAGAAGUAA